UCGUGGUAAGUAGUCAGUACUACUCUCGCUAGCUACAUAGCCGGUAAAACGUUGUGAAUGCGAUGGUGUUGAUGUGAUACGAACGUGUAGGUAAUAUUCGUAACAUUUCGAGUGAAAAAUUUAAGCAAUCGAAUUUUAUAUUGAGUAAAAAUUCGUAACGGUGUUGAUCUAAAUUAGAAUUAUUUUCCAUCGCGUUUGUUUUAUUCGUUACCUAAUUGACCACAAAAUCGUAAUCAACGCAAAUGAUCAAUUCUCGAGUUAUUUUCGCGAUGAACGUUAUCAUUUUAUCAGUAAACAUGAUCAAUUGAUGUUUCGUUGAACUUUUUUUCCAUUCCCAGCGUCCUUAAUCAAAAUCGAAUCUUCCAAAUUUUAUAAAAUAUUUAGCAAAUUAUUUGUAAAUUAAUUGUUCGUCCGUGUUAAUUUUUACAUGCUUAGAAAAUUUAUUUCAAUUUGUUGAGUUCAAGUGUGCAUUAGUGAAAUGUAUUAUAGCUUUCGGAUUUGCGAGGAUAUGCACAAGUUUUGUAAAAGGAAACGUGUUUUUUCCGAAAAAACCAGCUCAGAUUCAUGUUUUUUGAUGAAAAUGAUCGAAUAAACGUCGUAAUAUUCCAAACCGACGAUUGGAGUGACUAUGCUACCUUGCUUAAAAUACAUCAAGGGGUUCAUUUUAUGCUCCUUAUCGCAAAUUUUUUACACCAAUAUGUGUAUAUUUUGCGCCUUGGUACGAGAAAUUGAUGAAGAUUUCCGAUCCGAAUUGGAUAGACCGAUACCCAUUGAAUCUGUGAAUGCUGUGUGGGGUCAGCGAGCUCAACUGCCAUGUGAUAUAUCAACUAAAGAUAAAGAUGAUGGGGUCUCUAUGGUAUUAUGGUUUCGUGAUGCAGACGGUGAACCUCUUUAUAGCUUUGAUGUCCGAAAUAAGCCAUUUGAUAGUGCGAAACCAUGGUCUUCUCCAACAGUUUUUAAGGAUAGGGCGAAAUUUGUCGCAAAAACUCAACCUGCUUUUCUAGUCAUUGAUCCUAUUAGAACAGAAGAUGAAACCGUUUAUAGAUGUCGAGUGGAUUUUCAAAAUUCGCCAACGAAAAAUUCCAAAGUUAAUCUUACUGUCAUCGAACCUCCUCAAUUACCGACGAUAUUCGAUGACAAAAAUAGAGAUCGUUCCAAAGUAGCUGAACCAUUUAAUGAAGGUUCAGAAGUAACAUUACAUUGCGAAGUGACUGGAGGCAAACCAGUGCCACGAAUUGACUGGUAUUUAGAAGAAAAAUUACUAUACGGAGAAACGGAGUAUCGUUCUUCAUCAAAAGUUACCAUUAAAAGAUUAACCAUUCCGUCUUUAAGUAGAGAUUAUCAAAGUAAAAAAUUAUCUUGUCAUGCUUCCAAUACGAAUCUAGUUUCACCAGCUACCAGAAACAUAAUAUUAAACAUAAAUUUGAAACCAUUAUUUAUAAAUAUUACAACGAAGCAAGACUAUUUAUCAGCAGAAAAAUCCUUCAAUAUAGAAUGCAGAUGUUACGGAUCAAAACCGCCAGCUCAUAUAACAUGGUGGUUAGGCAGUCGACAAAUUACUCAAGUUGCUAAAAGUUCACUUACAGAGGGAAACAUGACCGACGUUAGUAUAAUAUCUUUCAGACCUCUAGUAGAAGAUGACGGCAGAUACUUGACUUGUCGAGCAGAAAAUCCAUCCAUCGGAAAUAGUGCGAUAGAAGAUAAAUGGCGUCUCAAUGUACAAUACAAUCCUAUUUUAACAUUGAAAAUAGGAUCAUCUUUAGAUGCGAAUAAUAUUAAAGAAGGGGAUGAUGUUUACUUUGAAUGUUACAUCCGAGCAAAUCCUAAAAUUUAUAAAUUUGCCUGGUUUCAUAACGGCUUAGACAUCCCACACAAUAUUUCAACCAACAUUAUCAAAACAGAUCACAAUUUAAUAUUGCAACGUAUUAAAAAACCCGCUACCGGUAAUUUCACUUGCUAUGCUGCGAAUGCGGAAGGAGCUGCAGAAAGUAAUCCUGUCAUACUGAACGUAAAAUAUGCACCUGUGUGCAAAAAAAAUGGAGACGAAAUAUACGGCGCUUUUAAACAAGAAACAAUUUUAUUAAAAUGCGAAGUCGACGCCAAUCCUCCUCCAAUAGAAUUUUUAUGGACUUUCAAUAAUUCUGGUGAUAUGAAAGCAGUCCAUGAACCAAAUUUCAUCACAACUCACGGAUCUCCAUUUUUAAACCACACUCCCAGAUCAGAUUCAGAAUUUGGCACACUAUCUUGUCGAGCUAGAAAUAUAGUCGGAAUGCAAGAAACUGCAUGUUUUUUUCAAAUAGUCGCUGCAGGUCAUCCUCACCCGUUGCUAAAUUGUUCGAUGAACAAUCUUACAUUAUCUCGACUUCGGGUAGAAUGUAGCGAAAAUUUCGACGGUGGUUUGCCGCAGUACUUCUUAAUGGAAAUUUGGGAACCGAAUGGACUUGUACCAAGUUUCAACCUAACCGAACGACGAUCUCCUCCGAUUUUUCAACUCGACCGAAUCGAUCCAGCUAUCGAAUACGAAAUUCGAUUAUAUUCCGUUAAUCCGAAAGGCAGAUCGGAACCGGUUAUUCUGCGGACAUCUCCAACAAAAGGGGUCGCAAUGUAUGCAAACCCUUCGAUGAAUUUGCCGUUUGGUUCGUUAACGGUAGUAUUGUUCCUGCUGGGCAUUUGCUCCAUUGUUCUAAUGUGUAUUGCCUCAAUCGUAGUCUGCCGCCGUCGAGAAAAAACUAAUUCACAUAUCAAAAAUCCAAACCACGAUGACGCCAUUUAUCACGGCGCCAUGUUAAUUUCAUCGGAAAAUGGUGCUUCCAUACAUAACGACAGAAGAUCCUCCGAUGAUGAUCCUGAUCCUGAUAUUAUUCCCAACGUUCGAGAACGUAAAGUCUUGAAAACAUUUGCCAAAUUUCAAAAAACACCUCCGCUAAAAAGGUUCAAAAAAAGUCCAUCGGAUAUCUACGAAGAUGACAUCGAACACAGCAGCGAUGCAAAAAUUUACAGAAAUCAUAGUCAUUUAGAUAAAGAUUCGCUGCAAGUUAAUAGACUAUUACCAUUAGGAAGUAGAGGAAAUGGAAUCCACACAGCUGAAACAGUGAUAGUAAAACCGGCACAUAAUCAUAAAUUAGGUCCAGAAGUAGUCACUGCCUCACAUCGUUUACAAGAAUCUUGUAUAUAAGCAAUUUACUGACUUGUUCGAAUUUUCCUUCGUUUUUUAUUGAAUAUUCUAAGUUUUUGUUUUCUUUGUUUCUUUUUGUUUGUUUGUUUAUUUUAUUUUGUUGUGUUUCCCUUCGUAAUUAUCCUUUUUUUUCUCUCAAUAUUGCGAGAGUAAUUUUCGUUUUGUAAUUUUCUAACGUUUUUUUAUUGCGAAAACUUUCAUACGAUAUAAAUUAUUUUUUAAUUGUUCGAGAUGUAGCUUUGUUCAUCAUUUUAUGUUUUCCUAUUGUUGUCGAAUAUUGAUUUUGUACUGUUGCGUGAAUAUAUACGAUUUUAACGUUUA
Messenger RNA from Planococcus citri (citrus mealybug), 3496 nucleotides. Its product is annotated as protein turtle homolog B-like. The transcript has 15 exons. The coding region runs from base 629 to 3175 and encodes 848 amino acids. The record is from RefSeq and is a predicted model, not a curated record. Gene Ontology annotation, molecular function: protein binding. Lineage: Eukaryota; Metazoa; Arthropoda; Insecta; Hemiptera; Pseudococcidae.